AUCUACAGCGACACGUACGGCCCCGGCUUGGGUUUCCGUAUGCCUCCCUCCUCCCCGCAGAAGAUGGUGGAUGUGCAGCCAGGGCAGAGCCCACACAGCCCCUACUCAGGCCCCCCCAGCCGCUCCUCACCCGUCCGGCAGUCCUUCCGCAAGGAUUCCUGCUCCUCCGUCUUCAUGGAUAGCCCCGUUGGGAAGCCACGCAAUCCCAGCUCCUCCGGCCCCCCAGAGCUGUUCCCUGGUCCUGGUGAGCGCCCACUCUCGGGGUUUGGGUCUCCUGGACCGGCCAAGGACACGGAAACGAGGGAGCGGAUGGAGGCGAUGGAGAAGCAGAUUGCCAGCCUGACAGGGCUGGUGCAGAGUGCACUGCUCCGCGGCUCCGAGGCUGAGACCCCCAGCGAGAAGACAGAAGCCACCAACGGUGGGACCCCCCCAUCAGCGUGUAAGUCGACCAGCCGCAGUGGCAUGGGGACACCAGUGCCUGCCCCACCACCACCCUCUGCCACCAGCACACCUGCAGGACAGCCCACGGCCAUCACCCGCCUGCACAUGCAGCUGCACCUGCACGACCUGCAGCAGAAUGCCAGCGACCUCCGCAACCAGCUGCAGCAGCUCAAGAAGCUGCAGCUGCAGAACCAGGAGACAGUGAAGACGAUGCUGCGGCGGACGGAGACGGAGAUCAGCGUGCGCGUGACCGACACCAUGCGCAAACACGAGGACCCACUGCAGCGCCAGCGCAGCUUGGUGGAGGAGGAGAGGCUCCGUUACCUCAACGAGGAGGAGCUGAUCACCCAACAGCUCAAUGACCUGGAGAAGUCUGUGGAGAAGAUCCAGAAGGAUUUGGCCCACAACCACCGGCUGAUCCCUGUGCAGGAGCUGGAGGAGAAGGCAGUGGUGCUCAAGCAGCUGGGGGAGACAUUGACAGACCUGAAGGCCCAGUUCCCCAGCCUGCAGAGCAAGAUGCGGGUGGUGCUACGGGUGGAGGUGGAAGCUGUCAAGUUCCUCAAGGAGGAGCCGAAUCGCCUCGAUGGGUUGCUCAAGCGCUGUAAGACGGUGACAGACACCCUCGCCCAGAUCCGCAGGCAAGUGGACGAGGGUGUGUGGACCUCCCCCAGCAGCCUGAGCCAGUCCCCAAAGAAGGUGGCCCCCGAGACAGACUUCAGCAAAGGGCUGGAUUUGGAGAUGCCCACCAGCCCCCCUGUGAGCCUCCACCACCUGACAGCUGCCACGGAGACCCUGGGCAUGCCCAGCUUUGGGCACAGCCCCCCCCAGACCCAAACUCACCCCUCCAAGAGCAAUAACCCUUCCCGAGCUCCGGAGAUGGCUGCGGAGCGCGACUGGGAGGAGAAACGGGCAGCACUGACCCAGUACAGUGCCAAGGACAUCAACCGGCUCCUGGAGGAGACACAAGCCGAGCUGAUGAAGGCCAUUCCCGACCUGGAAUUCGCUGCCAAGCACAAACAAGCCACCGGCGGCAGCAGCAGCGCUGCCUGCACGCCCGAGCACAAACCCUCCAAGCCGCAGCAUGCGCCGAAAUCGGGGGGCAAAGGGGACCCCAACGGCCGCAGGGGCUCAGAUGAGCUGACGGUGCCGCGGUACCGGACCGAGAAACCCUCCAAAUCACCUCCACCUCCCCCUCCACGCCGGAGCUUCCCCUCGUCCCAUGGGCUCACCACCACCCGCAGCGGAGAGGUCAUUGUCACCAGCAAGAAGGAGCCUGGGUUUAUGAAGAAGGCUGAGUCGGAGGAGCUGGAGACGCAGAAGCCACAGGUGAAGCUGAGAAGGACAGUGUCAGAGGUGGUCAGACCAGCAUCCACCCCCCCCAUCAUCGCCUCUGCCAUCAAAGAUGAUGAUGAUGAGGACAGAAUCAUCGCAGAGCUGGAGAGUGGUGGUGUUUCCAUCCCGGCCAUGAAGGUGGUGAAUCCUGCAUCCAGGCUGAAGCAGAGCCAGCAGGGCAGCCCAGACAAGAGCAAGCACAUAAAGCAGCGGAUGGAGUACAUGAGGAUCCAGGGCCAGCAGCAGGCCACUAGACCAUCUAAAGAGGCCAGUGAGACUUCCCCCACAGUCUCAGAAAAACCUGCAUCUGGCAGAACAUCCAUCCCCGUAUUGACUUCCUUUGGGGCAAGGAACUCCUCCAUCUCAUUCUGA
Molecule: messenger RNA, 2145 nt
Organism: Acanthisitta chloris (rifleman)
Lineage: Eukaryota; Metazoa; Chordata; Aves; Passeriformes; Acanthisittidae
Gene: SRCIN1
Product: SRC kinase signaling inhibitor 1
Exons: 13
Biological process (GO): regulation of dendritic spine morphogenesis
Cellular component (GO): postsynaptic density; cytoplasm; actin cytoskeleton
Source: RefSeq, a predicted model, not a curated record